AUGUAUACACAACUACUCGUUCACGACGUCGCCCCUUUUACGACGAGGCUGGCCUCGUGGGCUACCGUCAUCUUUAUCGGCUUCCUCUUCUAUCGUGCAUUCCUAGGCCCGCUAUCGCAUCUACCAGGACCUUUGCUAGCCAAAUUCACAGGGCAGUGGCGAAGUUUGCGAUACUGGCGUGGAAGGUGGCAUGAGGAUAUCUUGGAAGUCCAUCGUCAGUACGGUCCAAUUGUGCGAAUCGCCCCAAAUGAAGUCGCGGUGGUCGACCAAAAAGCCUUGAAGCUCCUUUACGGUCACGGACACAACGCUGCAAAGACGGACUGGUAUGGAUCCUGGGAUCCUGCAGUGGGACCUCCUGCUUUCUUCGCGGUACGGGACCGAAAACUUCAUUCUACCCUUCGAAAGCGCGUCUCGGGUGCCUAUACCAUGUCCGCCAUUCUCAAAUACGAGCUGCAUAUCCAAGACUGUUUAGAUCUAUUUCUCCGAAAAUUACAGAAACACAGCGCUGCAGGCUCUAAAAUAGAUAUGUCGAACUGGACGAAUGCUUUUGCUUUCGAUGUAGUCGGCGAAUUGGUCUACGGUGCACCCCUCGGACAUCUUGAGAGCGAGACCGACGUUUCAGGUUUGCGCAAGUCCAUUUUCAACAUAUUCUUCUGGAGCGCAAAUCUAGGUCACUACUGGGGCCAAAAGUCCUUGUAUUAUAACAAAUACUCACUAGCGGUUCGCAAAUUACUUGGAUCAAAGAAUUCGAUUACAGCGUUUCGCGAAUGGAGCAUAUCGAGAGUGAAAAAACGGUGGGACAUGCGUGAAACGGUGCCAUCACCAAGAAAUGAUAUGUUGUCUCAUUUUCUGCAUAUGAAAAAUCCAAAUGGCCAGGGAGUGAGAUUCGACGAGGUUUUGGGCGAAGCAAUGAACAUCAUCGGCGCUGGGGCUGAUACAACCUCGAUCGCAAUGAGAGCUUGCCUUUUUGCGGUAUGUUCACGAGCAGAUGUUUAUCAGAAAUUGCAAAAAGAGGUCGAUGACUUCUAUAAAGCCAAUAAACUCUCGCGCCCAAUCCAGUAUCUUGAGACGCAAAAGCUGCCAUAUCUAUGCGCAGUCACAAAGGAAGCCAUGAGACUCUUUCCUUCCAUUGUGUUUCAGCUCCUACGCUUUGCGCCCGAGGGAGGCAUUUGUGUCGAUGGUAAAACGGUCCCCGCAGGCACGCCUAUUGGAAUCAGUCCUGUCGCACAAAAUCGGGAUCCCCUUGUCUGGGGUGACAAUGCGGACGAUUUCCUGCCAGAAAGAUGGCUGGAAGGAGAGGAACGCACAAGAUACCUUGAUUCAAACAACAUGACCUUUGGAGGGAGCGGGCCUAGGAUGUGUGUUGGGAAGAAUAUCGCCCUUGUCGAGAUUCACAAGUUCCUUGCCCAAAUACUUCGACAUUUUGAUGUUGAGAUUGCGGACAAAGAGAAAUCGUGGCACGUCACGUCUUAUUGGUUUGCGUACCAACAUGAUUUCAACGUCCACGUCCGCGUCCGAGCACAGAACCCCUUACUAUCUAAGGAGAAGCCGACAGAAAUAGCAGUUGCCGCAUAA
Messenger RNA from Penicillium vulpinum, 1575 nucleotides. RefSeq names its product cytochrome P450. Gene Ontology annotation, molecular function: heme binding; oxidoreductase activity, acting on paired donors, with incorporation or reduction of molecular oxygen; monooxygenase activity. Bases 1 to 1575 code for a protein of 524 amino acids. The transcript is spliced from 3 exons. The record is from RefSeq and is a predicted model, not a curated record. NCBI's taxonomy places the organism in Eukaryota, Fungi, Ascomycota, Eurotiomycetes, Eurotiales, Aspergillaceae.